AUGAAAGAAUCAGAAAACAAUAAUACGAAGACCAUUGAUGCAGAAAUUCGCAAUCUUUGGUCAGAGAGUAUUAAUUACCGCGAUCAACGUCAAAAAUCUAACGAUGAAAUUUAUGAUUUUAUUAUUGUUGGGGCUGGAACUGCCGGAUGUGUAUUAGCAAGAGAACUGAUUUAUAAUGUUCCCAACGUUAAUAUUUUGGUAUUAGAAGCUGGUCCACCGAAUGCUCAAGUUAAUGAUAUAAUGCGUUUACCUUGUACUUUUACUGCGGCUUUUCGAGCAAGUGAAGUAGAUUGGGGAUAUCUAACAGAAGAUCAAAAAAUGCCCAGCAUUACCGAACCUACAAAAGAAGUAUUAAAUAAAGGGUUCACUUACCCACGUGGUAAGGUCAUUGGAGGAUGCAGUACUGUAAAUGCAAUGGUUUAUAUACGAGGUCAAAAGGCUGAUUACGAUAGUUGGGUGGCACAAGGUCCUGAAUACAAAAUUUGGGAUUACGAUCAUUGUCUUGAGGCCAUGGAAAACAACGCGCGUGAAACCCCUGACGAAGAAUUUAAGAAGUAUCACGGGUUCAAUGGCCUACUUCACGUUCAAGAUAGUCCAACUGAUACUUACGAGGUUACAAAAGAUUUCAUUAAAGUUGCAAAUAACCUUGGCAUUCCUUGUAAUAAAGACUUCAAUGGUGCUAGACAAAAUGGAGUAGGAAAAUAUCAGGCAUUAGGACGCCCUUAUGGUUUAGCUUCCGGCGUUGCAAAGAUCAUUGCUGUUAAUGUUAAAUCUUGUGCCCACAUGCUAAGUAUUAUUUGGGAUGAAGAAAAGGAAGAUGAAAAUAUAGCUAUUGGCGUUAAGUAUUUCUGCAAUGGUGGAGUUCGUAAUGCUUACAUUGCUCCAAAGGGAGAAGUAAUUAUUUGUGGUGGUGCUAUUAAUAGCGCUCAGAUUUUAAUGCUAUCAGGAAUCGGUCCAAAAAAUAAUUUGGAAGCAAAUAAUAUCAAAGUUCGUAAAGAAUUACCAGUUGGACGUAAUCUACAGGAUCAUCCUUUAUGUAUGGUUACUGGGAAAAUUUCUAUUCCAAAUAAUACCUCUCAAUUUCAUACUUGGUGUAGUGGAAUUAAGCUUGGAAUGAUUUAUAAAGGAAAUGACAAAGGAAAAAUUCCUAGUCAUGAAGAAUUCCUUGAUGAACAUCCCGAUAUUCAAUCUUAUGGUAAUGCCGGUCACCUGGAAUUAUGUAGUUCCAAUUCAUUUAUACAACCAAAAAUAUUUCUCAAUUAUUACGAAAAACCUGAAGAUUUGUAUAGAAUGAUGAGCUCUUUAAAAUUAUCACGUGAAAUUCUUAAACAACCUCCAUUAAGUACUGUAUGGGGCAUGAAAGAACUUGGGUUUAAUGAUGAAUUUGGAAAAUGGUGUAGUGUGGACGAAGAGAUGA
This is a messenger RNA of Funneliformis mosseae, 1417 nucleotides long. NCBI's taxonomy places the organism in Eukaryota, Fungi, Glomeromycota, Glomeromycetes, Glomerales, Glomeraceae. The record is from the annotation of a GenBank genome assembly.